AUGAACUACACUUUCGGGGACAGGGUGAAGAAACUUGUGAAUGCCUCUGCGAUAGACAAAAGCGAGAAAGACGCCAUACUGUCGCUGGGCAGGAUCACCUACAAGGAGCUGAGGGAGGCACACCAAAAGUGCAGCGGCGAGCCGGACGUUGGGUCUCUGAUGCACUAUAUGAGCGACCUGACUCCGGUGUUCCGUGUCUACGACCGGGAGGGGCUAGCGAAGGCCGCCAAGACGGACGAGUUCAAGGCGUUGAUGAGCAGGUUGAGGGCCGAGGAGAAGGAGAGAGAGUACCGCACGCUGCUGAAACGGGGCCACGAUGCCGGGGCCCACGUGGACGGGAUCGGCAGCUAUGCCUUCCUCGCAGGGCGGGGCCAGGCGGGCAGCGCCGGCCAGGCGGCGAAAGAGGUUAAGCACCAGCUCACUACGAUCGUCAACAUCCUCAUCACGGUGGUGUCUGCCGGGUACGCCGUGUGGUACUGGAGCGGCAGCAGCAUGGGUCUCUCCCGGGACGCCGGCGCCGCCGGCAACAUGGGUGUCCGGGUGCUGCUCAGUCUGUUUGCAGCAGUCUUGGUGCUCGUGGCCGAGAUCGUCGUGUUCGGCGGCUACCUGCGGAAGGUCGACGACGCCCGCACCAAGGAGCAUGCGCUGGUGGAGGACCGCAGUGUCGUGCAGACAAUCGUUAUCAAGGGCAAGGGCGCCACCGCAAGCAGCGGUCCUACCCGUGACAGGGCCAGCAUCGGCAAGAAGCGAAAAAGGAAGGGCCGCGCCGCUUACGUCAGCGCGCCCACUCGCCGCGACACGGACCAGAUAGCCUCUUUUCUGCGGCAGCAGCGAGCUUUCGGAGAAGCAGGGACGCCGGAGGCUAUAUUGGCGGCUCGGGGAGCAGAGCAACAGGCUCUGCGCUGCGGAGGAGCAGGAACUGCGGAGAAACGUUGUAGUUGUAUAAAAAGGAAGCCCAUUCCGCUGCUGGCUUGGUCGGGGCAGGCAUGGCCUUGUCGGCACACGUGA
This is a messenger RNA of Pichia membranifaciens NRRL Y-2026, 1008 nucleotides long. RefSeq lists its product as hypothetical. The record is from RefSeq and is a predicted model, not a curated record. The transcript has a single exon. NCBI's taxonomy places the organism in Eukaryota, Fungi, Ascomycota, Pichiomycetes, Pichiales, Pichiaceae. The coding region runs from base 1 to 1008 and encodes 335 amino acids. Gene Ontology annotation, cellular component: endomembrane system. Gene Ontology annotation, biological process: vacuolar proton-transporting V-type ATPase complex assembly.